AUGAUGAACGGGCGAGUUAUGCGUGCAGUACUUGUCCGGAACCAGGACGCUAAUGGUGUCGUAAAUGAUGAAGUGCCAAAAUCUGUGCAGUUUGAUGAAUCCAGUGAGCAUUAUCGCUGCCUCUGCAAUUGCUUUCAUAUCAAAACAGGAGCGCUUAUUGUUGCAGGAGCGGAACUUUUGAUGUUGCUAAUAUUCUUUAUCAAUUCACUGCUGAUAAUUGCGGAGCAGGAUACCAGGUUUGAACGAAUCACAGGGAUGCGUGAUAACGAAGUUGUGGGACCAUUCGCUGCAUCGAUGAUAGGAAUUGGCCUUAGUUUUCUAGCAGUGAUAUUACUUCUUAUUGGUAUCAUACGCAGUAUUGCUGCAUUUCUCAUACCUCAUCUGAUCAUACAGAUAAUAGUAAUGGUUUUACUUGUAUUUGCUCUGGCUUGUGGCUUCAUUGCCUUUUCAACGAAUACGACGGUAUUUUAUCGGUUGAUGAAUGCAGCAUCAUUUAAAGAGCAUCCUGGGGCCGUCACUGUCGACCUGGACGCCCAUACCAGUGCUCGAUUUGUCACAGUCUUCAUCCUUUAUCUUGUUUGUCUCGCAUUACAGUGCUGGUUUGUGGUAAUCGUUUACAACUGCUAUCGCUAUCUGGAGGAGCGCUGCCGAUACAUGCACUAUUGCCUAGCAUUCAGCACACCGAUGAAAACACUUUCUUCCCGAUGA
This is a messenger RNA of Gongylonema pulchrum, 708 nucleotides long. NCBI's taxonomy places the organism in Eukaryota, Metazoa, Nematoda, Chromadorea, Rhabditida, Gongylonematidae. The record is from the annotation of a GenBank genome assembly.